AUGGCGCACAACAACGCUAGUGGUGUCACGAACCGCGAAAUUACGGACCCGUCGCGUGCAACCUCGAUCGAUCAAGUGUCAGUGAAGGUACCACCGUUCAUACCCACGGACCCGGAGUUGUGGUUUAUGAUGCUCGAGGGCGGUUUCGCAGCUGCGGGGGUAACUCAGGACAGCAUCAAAUAUGGCCAUGUCAUCAUAGCCCUCGAUCAAAGGUAUGCCCUGGAGAUUCGCGAUAUACUCAUGAGAGAGGAACGAUCAUACGAGCUUUUGAAGAGCGAGCUUAUCAAGCGCCUUGGCUCGUCGCGCGAGCAGAACACGCGUCGUUUACUAGAAAACGAGCCUCUCGGAGACCGCAAGCCGUCACAGUUUCUCCGACAUCUACGUGGCCUUGCCGGUAAGGAGUUCCCAGAGGACAUCUUGCAGACGCUCUGGUUAGGCCGUCUGCCUAGACAUGUCCAAGCACUCCUCGCGGCGCAUCGGGACCUCACGCUCGAGAAACGAGCCGAUAUCGCGGAUUCAAUUGCGGAUUUGUACGGACCAGUUGGACUCAUCGCGGAGACAACAGCCACCGCACCCUGCCCGGCUCAUGAUGACAGUCUAACCCGCAUGAUGACGGAGAUAGUGCAAAGACUCGCGGCCAUCGAGGUCAUUACGCAAGGAGCGCGUCAUCCUAUUGGCGGAUCCUGCGAAGCCUGCGAAGGAUCACGCUCACGUUCCCCGCCACGCUCACGCUCCCGGUCGCGUGCGCGAUCGCGGAGCCGGCUUCCUAGUGCAGCUAGCGAUAUUUGCUGGUACGGGGCGCUGGCAAGAAAUUGCACCAAGCCGUGUAAAUACGACGAUAAUUCAUCGGGAAACGAACAGGGCAGUCGCUAA
Messenger RNA from Camponotus floridanus (Florida carpenter ant), 873 nucleotides. RefSeq lists its product as uncharacterized. The record is from RefSeq and is a predicted model, not a curated record. The transcript has a single exon. Lineage: Eukaryota; Metazoa; Arthropoda; Insecta; Hymenoptera; Formicidae. Bases 1 to 873 code for a protein of 290 amino acids.